UUAUUUGAUAAAAUGAUUAUUUACUGCGGCGAUUAAAAAUGGCCGCGCCCUUGAGAAGUUUUGUAAACAAUCGCUUAUUGGAAACAACGAAGAAAUUUAGUCUGUCCAUUGUGCCUGCACAGUACGUGCAUAGGGCUAGGAAAAUAAAGAACAAGCGCAAGCCUUUCUACCCGUAUAUGAGUGAAGAUGGUUUGUAUUCUACUGGAGAACAGCUGAGGGAUAGGUUUGUCAAUGUGCCUCAGAAGGUGAAGCCCCAUCCUGAGACGCCUCGUCCAGGCCAGUAUGAGUUGGACCCGCCCAAGGGCAAGAUAUACGACAAGAAGCCCUUCCCUAUCAACCUGGAGGCUGGCAAGAAGUACAAGUGGUGCAUUUGUGGGCAUAGUAAACAACAGCCAAUGUGUGAUGGUUCGCACAAGGAACUGUACACCUUUGAACUGCACAGUGGCUUUAAUGUUGAUAAAAUAGUGCUCCACAACCCUAUCACCUUCGAAGUGGAGAAAGACGGACAAUAUUGGCUGUGUAAUUGUAAACAAUCAAACAAUCGACCAUUCUGUGACGGGACCCACAGACAAGAACAUAUACAGUCGAAGAUCAAACACUGAUUAAAAUUUUGCUGAGUAGUUACCUAUAUGGUAAUAUUGUAUGAAUAAAAUUGCAUUAGAAGUUCUGGUUUUAUCUAAAAAAAAUAUGAAAACCUUGCAGUUAGCAAUUCCAUGUAGUAAUCAUUAUACGAUACAAAUGUACACCUAAAUUUGUUAUAUGCCUGUGGUCUAUAUACCCUGAAAACCAUGUAGUAUUUUAUUUAUAUCAACAACUUUGUUUCAUUUACCUGCAAUUAACGCAAAUAAAUAAAGGACCAAGAAAGUGUUGUCCCGACAAUAAACAUUGCCAAAAAAGGAGGGUACGUUGUCUAUAAACUUUGAUGUUCUUAACGUCUAUAAACUUGUGUGUUCUUAACGUC
Messenger RNA from Dreissena polymorpha, 961 nucleotides. RefSeq lists its product as uncharacterized. Lineage: Eukaryota; Metazoa; Mollusca; Bivalvia; Myida; Dreissenidae. Gene Ontology annotation, cellular component: intracellular membrane-bounded organelle. The transcript has 4 exons. Gene Ontology annotation, molecular function: 2 iron, 2 sulfur cluster binding. Bases 39 to 602 code for a protein of 187 amino acids. The record is from RefSeq and is a predicted model, not a curated record.